This is a messenger RNA of Mya arenaria, 665 nucleotides long. RefSeq lists its product as uncharacterized. The record is from RefSeq and is a predicted model, not a curated record. Bases 60 to 485 code for a protein of 141 amino acids. The transcript is spliced from 4 exons. NCBI's taxonomy places the organism in Eukaryota, Metazoa, Mollusca, Bivalvia, Myida, Myidae.
AUGUUUAUCACAACUGAUAAAACCAAAAUGUGCGAUAUUUUGAAAUAGCGCUGACAAUUAUGAAGGGAUUAAGAGGAAUUACAGUUAUUUUUGUGAUCGCCUUAUUCAGUACAACUUGCUUUGGAGGCGAUUUGUGCUGGGUUAAAGGAGACCUGAAAGUGUGUGAAUGGGGCUGUUGUGGGGACUAUUCAACUGACACAUUAUCUGGUGUUUGCUGCGAAGACACAAAUAUUGGGGUCAUUGUUGGUGCUGUGAUUGGGUCAAUUGCGUUGGUUACUGGAAUAGUGGUGACUAUCGUUGUCGUUUGCUGCUGCUGUAGAAAACAACCAAUUGUUAGCGGUCAUGUGAUCCAGGGAAAUACUGCAACGGUGGUGACAGGUCAGACCCUCUAUGGGGUUCCUAACGUAACGAACGUCUACGACGGCCCGGAUGGUCAGGUUCAAAUGACGUUUACAAGCAACACCACGCCAGUUGGAAAAUAUUGACAUUUGAAGUGUGCACAUACGUUGAACAACACCUUGAAAAACAUAUGUAAUAACCUACAAUUUUGUAUAAUUGUUUUUCUAUAAUAAACAAUAUGCUUAACAACUUGUUCACGGUCGCAAAUGACUCUUAUGUUUAAAUCUUAUAACGAAUAAACACUUUCUAGAGUGACGUGGUAGUAG